GAAGAGAAGGCAACUUGCAUAAAAUGUCAGCCUCAUCUUAGGCAUGGAGGAGUUCAUGCAUCAGAUUCUGAAAGUUCUUUGCACGAGCAAAGCUGUGAGUUUUCAACUAAUAUAUACUUCACUUCAAAUACAAAAUUUUCAUUCCUUCUUUGAAUGUUGGUAAUAUACUUUUGCAUGUUUUUCUUGUAAUUACUUGGAGUUUAAAAUUUGUUAUUACCAAUGUCUUUUACAACUGUAUCUAUGACUAUGUUGUCCCUGAGAAAGACUGAUGAAAACAAUGAUUUAAAACCUCAAGAAUUCGAGAAAGUCAUUUUAGUCUUCAAGAUUCAUUCAAAAGUUCAUAAUAUAUGAUGCAAAGAACCUGAAGUUAGACCACUUGGCUGGCUCUGCAAUGUUGGACUCCUGCAGUUUAGUCCCAACUUUAACAUCCAUGGAUGAAUUUUAUGAAAUCUUGGGAUUCGUGUUUUUGGAGAGGAGCAGCAAUACUUGGCAGAGAAGGCUAAAUACCUUGUAAAAUUACAACAGCCAUGAUUUCCUGGGGUGGCAAUUAAAAUGGUGUCAAACUGCAGGACAUCUACAAUAUUAGAUGCAACUUUAGAUUUAGUGUAUUAGGUUUCUUUCUCAGUAUUAGAGCAACUUGAGAUUUGCAGAACUGAGGUUACAGGGCUUUUCUUGGGGACAGAUGUGUGUAUGUGAGCAAAUUACUGUUCAUCAUCAGGAUACUAAGAUCCAAAUUAAGAAAGUACACUGAACAACCAUUAUGAAACAAAGGAUACAGUGCAUUUGUGUGUAUGUGUGUGUAUGUAUGAGAGAGAGAGAGAUUGAACAUUAAGAGGAUACUAAAGUUUAUAUAGCCACUUGAGACCCUUUGAUUCAAACUGUGAUUACGUUAACAUAAAUUUGGAACGAAUAAUUAAAAAUCCUGAAUUAAUUGCUACAUUGAUGGGCAUUCUAGUUGUUUGGUUCAUAUAUGUAAUACAGAUAUAGAAAGAAAACAUAAUGAGAAGACUAAAAUUGUUCCUCAUUGAUAAAUGCAAAGAUUCCUUGAGUUGUGUUUGAAAGAACAAAGCACAUUUAUAUGUCUCAAUGGGGAAUUAUUACAAGCUAGCUGGAGCAUAUAGCAGAACCCUUAGAUUGAUGUAAGUAGAACAGCAAAAACACACAGUUAAUGAUUCUGUUUCUCAGUUGGAUUCAAACCUUUUUAAAGAAGAUUGUACACUGGUUUCUACAGCUUGAAUGAAUGUUUUACUGAACCUUAGUUCUAAAAAUUGACCUAAUGCACACUGAACUUAUUAGUGCUAAAAUAAAGCAUCUGUCAUUAAGCACAAUUGGUCAUUAAUAUCACUGAUAUAUCAAUUAAUCUAUAAACCAAACAUGAAAUUUGAUGAUAUAUUACUGUGAGUAUGAUGGAGCUCCUAGGGAACAAUAGCAAAAUUAUCAUAUAAUGUGAUUAUUAGUUUUGAAAGUUCAAUUCCUGUUUUAAUAUAGCAUUUGUAAAAAGCAAAUGGAGAGGUAUAUUUCAAACCUCUCCAAGGGGGAUAUAAUGAGUCACAUUUUCACUCUUCCCUGCUUUUUUUUCCAUUGCAGAUUACAUUGUUAAUGAACGGAAAUGGAUAAUCAUUCCUCUAUCUCUGAAUUUUUGCUGCUCGAAUUCUCACCAAUCUGGGAAAUAUGGAUUCUACACUUCAUCCUAUUUCUGGUUUUUUACCUUACAACUGUGGCAGGGAAUUUUCUCAUAAUACUUGCAGUAGCUCUAGAUCAUCAUCUCCAUAGCCCUUUGUAUUUCUUUCUGAUGAACUUGGCAAUUCAGGACCUUGGCUCUGUUUCAGUGACUAUCCCCAAAUAUAUCAUCAGUUCCUUCAUAGAUGACAGACACAUUUCUUACUCAGGAUGUGUGGCUCAAGUGUUCUUGUUUGCCUUCUUUGCAGGAUGUGAUGUUGCCCUCCUUAUAGUCAUGGCAUAUGAUCGAUAUGUUGCUAUUUGCAAUCCAUUACAAUAUGAAACACUAAUGAACAGAAAAACCUGUAUGCAGAUGGCGGUUAGUGCAUGGCUUGCUGGUUUUCUCAAUGCUGUAGUACACACUGCUGGAACCUUUGUAACCCCUUUCUGCUCUAAUGUUGUCAAUCAGUUUUUCUGUGAAAUCCCACAGUUACUUAAACUUGCCUGCUCUGACUCAUACCAGAUUGAAAUGGGAGCUGUUUGGUUUGGUUUGAUGCUCUGGUCUGGCUGUUUUAUCUUCAUAAUUGUAACCUAUGUGCAAAUUUUCACUGUUGUUCUAAAAAUUCCUUCUGUUCAGAGGAGGAAAAAGGCCUUUUCUACUUGUAUACCUCAUCUCAUUGUUGUCUCCAUAUUUUCAUUGACUGUAAGCCUUGCUCACCUAAGGCCCACUUCAGGCACAUCUUCCCCUAUGGAACUACUAUUAACUAUAAUGUAUUCUGUUCUCCCGCCCAUGUUGAAUCCUUUGAUCUAUAGCUUGAGAAACCAGGAAAUCAAGCUUGCCCUUUCAAGAAUUUUAACUAUGAGGUCAUUCCAACAAGGCUUUCUCUGUUAUUCUUCCAUAAGUGUAUGUCAUGUAGUUUUCUUGUUCAUUUUGGAAUAAGCAAAGGAGUUGCUUGGGCAUAAACUGUGGU
Molecule: messenger RNA, 2630 nt
Organism: Anolis carolinensis (green anole)
Lineage: Eukaryota; Metazoa; Chordata; Lepidosauria; Squamata; Anolidae
Product: olfactory receptor 14A16
Exons: 1
Coding region: 1610-2599 (329 amino acids)
Biological process (GO): G protein-coupled receptor signaling pathway
Cellular component (GO): membrane
Molecular function (GO): odorant binding; olfactory receptor activity; G protein-coupled receptor activity
Source: RefSeq, a predicted model, not a curated record